AACACAAACACGGCAACCUCUAUGUCUAUGUUGAGAUCCGGCGUUUGUUGAUAUAAAUUCAACAACUUUUAAUCAACUUUCCUCAAGUUUUGUGCAACGAUUCGCUUCAAUUUCCAGAGCAGCGAGUGGAAAGAAAAAUGACUCGUGGAUCGCGACGCUCCAGGAGCAGAAGUGCAACAACCCCUGAAAAGAAAAGAUCAAAGCGCUCAAGGAGCCGCAGUAAAGAUCGUGAUAAAAUUUCUCGCAGCAGUCGUCACCGUAGAAGUCGUUCUAGGGAGGAAAGACACCGCAAUGAUAGAAAAGAGAGCAAGAGAGAAAGGUCCUCCAGAUCAAAAAGGUCCAGGUCUAGAGAUAGGAAUCGGUCUAGGUCACGAGGAAGAGACCACAAAAGGUCCAGAUCCAGGGACAGAGCUAGAGACUCUAAAACCGAAAGUAAAGAACCUGUUGUGGACCCACAAGUUUCGAAGGAAGAGGAGCAGAAACAACUGGAAAUCGAAAUGUUGAAAAGGAGGGAACGCAUUGAGAAGUGGAGAGCUGAGCGCAAAAAGAAAGAACUCGAGGACAGGCCUGACUUUUCUAAAUCAAACAUGGUAUUGCCUUCUAAAAAGUGGACCCUUGAAGAUGACAGCGAUGAGGAAGAAGAUAGAAACAAAGUGAAACAUGAAGAUGAAGAAGAGGAAACUGAGAAGAAGAAUGGUGAAGCUAUUAUGGACACGGAGGUCGAAGAGAAGAAAGAUGAAGAGGAAGCGCCAGUUGUUAAACAGGAAGAGGAGGAAGAUGACGUUGAUCCUCUUGACGCAUAUAUGAUGACCGUCCAGGAGGAGGUGUGUAAAAUUAACAAAAUUGACAAAGUGCAGGACUCAAAGGAGAAACAAAACUCAGCGCAAUCGGGUGUGGUCAUCAUGUCGGGAACGGCAAAGAAAAAAGACAGCAGUAAGAGCAAAGGCGAGCUCAUAGAGCAAAACCAAGACGGCUUGGAGUAUUCCUCGGAGGAGGAGACAGAAAAUCUUCAAGAAACUGCUGCUGGUUUGGCAGUGAAGCAAAAGAAGGAGUUGGCAAAGGUUGAUCAUUCCAAGGAGUCCUACAAACCGUUUAGGAAGAAUUUUUACGUUGAAGUUCCUGAAAUUACAAAAAUGUCGCAAGAAGAAGUUGACGCGUACAAAGAGGUGUUGGAAGGUAUUCGUGUCAAAGGCAAAGGCUGCCCUAGACCCAUUAAAACGUGGGCUCAAUGUGGAGUAAGCAAAAAGGUGCUUGACGUUCUGAAGAAGCAAAAUUUCGAAAAGCCCACCCCCAUCCAGGCGCAGGCAAUACCAGCCGUCAUGUCAGGAAGGGAUUUGAUCGGCAUUGCCAAAACUGGCAGUGGAAAAACUGUUGCUUUCCUGCUGCCCAUGUUUCGGCACAUCCUUGAUCAACCACCACUUGAAGAUAAUGAUGGUCCAAUAGCGAUAAUAAUGACGCCGACGCGAGAGCUGUGCAUGCAAAUUGGAAAAGACAUCAAGAAAUUCAGCAAAUAUUUGGGUUUGAGGGCAGUUUGCGUGUAUGGCGGCACUGGUAUUUCUGAGCAGAUAGCAGAACUGAAAAGAGGCGCCGAGGUCAUUGUCUGCACACCUGGCAGAAUGAUUGACAUGCUCGCAGCUAAUAAUGGUCGAGUAACUAACUUACGCCGCGUUACCUACAUCGUCUUGGAUGAAGCUGACCGGAUGUUUGACAUGGGCUUUGAACCUCAAGUGAUGCGCAUCAUGGACAACGUGCGGCCAGACAGGCAGACGGUGAUGUUCAGUGCCACAUUCCCAAGGCAAAUGGAGGCUCUGGCAAGGCGCAUCCUGACCAAGCCCAUUGAGGUGCAGGUCGGCGGCCGCAGCGUUGUCUGCAAGGAAGUGGAGCAACACGUGGUGGUGCUCGAUGAGGAUCAGAAAUUCCUUAAGCUGCUCGAGCUGCUGGGACUGUUCCAGAACCGUGGCAGCACGAUUGUGUUUGUGGACAAGCAGGAAAACGCGGACAUCCUGCUCAAGGACCUCAUGAAGGCUGGAUACAAUUGCAUGUCGCUACACGGAGGAAUUGACCAGUUUGACAGAGACAGCACCAUUGUGGAUUUCAAAAAUGGAAAAGUCAAGUUGUUGAUUGCGACUUCUGUUGCUGCUCGCGGCCUUGAUGUUAAGCAAUUGAUCCUUGUUGUAAACUAUGAUUGUCCAAACCACUAUGAAGACUAUGUGCACAGAUGUGGACGCACAGGCAGGGCUGGUAAAAAGGGCUUUGCCUACACUUUCCUCACGCCGGACCAGGAGAGGUACUCUGGUGAAAUUGUCCGCGCAUUUGAGCUCUCUGGCGUCGCAGUUCCUGAGGCCUUGCAGAAAAUAUUUGACCUGUACAAAGCCAAAGCCGCAGCGGAAGGAAAGAAGGUGCACACUGGGGGUGGUUUUAGCGGCAAAGGCUUCAAGUUUGAUGAUAAUGAAGCACAAGCCAUCAAUGAGAAGAAAAAACUGCAAAAGGCUGCACUUGGUCUACAAGAUUCUGACGAUGAAGAUGUUCUCAAUGAUAUUGAUCAACAAAUUGAAACAAUGUUAGCACCAAAGAGGACCAUCAAAGAAAUCAAGGCACCUGCUCUAGGAGCAAUUGGCAUUAAUUUGGCCGCAACUCAAGCUGCAGCGGCUGUCAGUGCUGCGGCAACUGCUGACAAACUGGAAUUGGCAAAAAGACUUGCUUCCCGAAUCAACAUGGCCAAAAAUCUUGGCGCUGAGCAUAAGGUGGCCUCUCAAAUGACCGCAGAGGCAAUUAUGAAGGGAAGCAGUGGUUUACAUCCUCUUAUAACUGCAAAAACUGUGGCAGAGCAACUUGCAGCAAAGCUCAACACCAAACUUAAUUACCAGCCCAAAGAGGAUGAAGAGAAAAUUGACGAGUUUGGGGAUCAAGAAAUCUUCCGCAAGUAUGAGGAAGAGUUGGAGAUCAAUGACUUUCCCCAACAGGCUAGAUGGAGAGUCACUUCAAAGGAGGCUCUGGCUCAGAUCAGUGAGUACUCGGAAGCUGGCAUCACAGUUCGAGGAACGUUCACACCAGUGGGUAAGCCACCUCCUGACGGCGAGAGAAAGCUCUACCUGGCCAUUGAGAGCACAAGUGAACUUGCUGUUUCCAAGGCCAAAGCUGAGAUCACGCGGUUAAUCAAAGAGGAGCUCAUUAAACUCCAAAGCACUUCUCACCAACUCGUCAACAAGUCUCGCUACAAAGUUUUAUAAGUUUUUCGCAACCACAAUUCUGCAAGCAAGACUUCUGUGUGACUUUGCAUUUGAAUUAUACAAGUAAUUAAAAAAGUUAUUUUGAAAUUGA
Cloeon dipterum is the source of this 3321-nucleotide messenger RNA. It is a transcript of the gene Prp5, whose product is annotated as pre-mRNA processing factor 5. The coding region runs from base 138 to 3230 and encodes 1030 amino acids. The record is from RefSeq and is a predicted model, not a curated record. Lineage: Eukaryota; Metazoa; Arthropoda; Insecta; Ephemeroptera; Baetidae. Gene Ontology annotation, molecular function: RNA helicase activity; ATP binding; RNA binding. The transcript is spliced from 16 exons.